Messenger RNA from Talaromyces proteolyticus, 1719 nucleotides. RefSeq lists its product as uncharacterized. NCBI's taxonomy places the organism in Eukaryota, Fungi, Ascomycota, Eurotiomycetes, Eurotiales, Trichocomaceae. The record is from RefSeq and is a predicted model, not a curated record. Bases 365 to 1306 code for a protein of 313 amino acids. The transcript is spliced from 4 exons.
GUCAAGUGGCUAGUGGCUGGGCGGUGCAUGUUUACUUUCCAGGAAGGAGCUCGAAAUGCACUCCAUACUAGGCUAGUCUGGGUUAGCCUGAUAUCUCCGCCUCAGUCAACUUUCAUUCAGUCGACAAGUCCAAGAUGCAGAUGUCAGUUGCAUCAAUUGAUGGCUUCAAGUUUCAAUAACUUCGUGUUCAAUAGCUCAAAAUGCCUUUGCGGCCUUAGAUGAUGUCACAGUCACUGCAAUCAAAUGUGCCCGUCAGUUCUUUCAGCAAGAAAGAUGGCAGAUGCAAACGGAGCCCUUUUCCUGAUCUCUACUGCCUCCUCUCUUCCCUUCAUCCCACCCUUGACUCUAUCCUCGAGACUGUGCGAUGCUCCUACUUCGCUCAAGCAUCCGAGUCAGGUCCUGUACUGCGUUAGCUUGCUCUUUCAAGGUCUUGCGUAGCGAGAUGGCCAACAUCUCCCCUAAACAAAAGCGCCCGCGCCUCGACUACGAAAGCUACUUUGCUACCGAAGAAAUGGAAAAAGCAAAAAAGAGCAUUCCCUUCCAGGAAAUGCCCUUCGAUACUACCAUUUACGUCGAGGUAGAAGGCAAGCCAGAAACCCGCAUUGGCAUAUCUGCUUUCGCCCUUGUCGACAAGUUCACGACCUCUCCAAUUAAGAUUAGCGAACUGAAGUUUGAUGCCUUGACGGCGCGCCUGGCAAAAUGUACUGAAUACUAUCUGACGCGGUUGGCGGUAUUCUAUUUGAAUACCCAUAACAACACAAUCAGAGAGCUGGUCUCGGAUAACAACGGCUUUCAAGAGGCGAUUCGUGAGAUGAUACUCCAUUCGCUCUCUACUAAAGAUGCAGACAAACCGGAAAAACCGACUUUUCUCUUUUUUGUGGUAAAUCGUAAAAACGUUGUUACUACCACGACUGCUACUGAGACUGUUGCCAAGCCCAGUAUUGCUGCUGGUGCCGACACUGGUGCUACUGCUACUACUGCUGGUACCGCUACAGGUUUUACUGGUUCUACUAGUACUGUCUCCACCGGGACUGCUACUUCUAGUACUGAUACUACUAGUACUCCAACCAAACUCGGUACCGUCACUCCUAGUCCUGCCACCACCGGUAUUACUAUCAAAUUUGGUGCUGUCACAGGUAUUGCGUCCAAAACCAACACGACUACUGGCACUACUGGCACUUUUCCUGCCAAGGCUAGUAUUACUAGUAGUAAUACUACCAUAAUUAGUCCUGCUAGUACUGCCAGCCAGGGUACUUCUGCCCCCACUAGCUAUGGUUCCUGCUGUAUAACUAAUUCCAUCAAUUAGAUUUCUUGCAGGGUCCUCAGAGAUGAUGGAUGAAUAUUUGAAUAAAUGAAAUGGAUUUUUGGAGGCGCGUGUAUAAUAGUCACACGGUAAGAAAAUGGAAGCAUGAAACAGGGCAUGAAUGCAUGUAUUUACUGCUUUAGAGCCAGAAUUAAGCGAGACAAGAUAAUUACAAUUGGGUCAAAUAGAGUGAAAUAUCGAAUAUCAGCUUGGGAGGUCAAAUUGCAUGGAGGAAAUUGUGGACCUUGGUCCCUGCGAUUGCCAAGAGGGCCACUGAGUUCAUGAUCUCGAAUCUGGGGGCAUAUAUAUAUACGAGGCUAAUUUAUUCACGUCAUCACUCAGCGUCCAAAAUGCUUUGGGUGUUACGGGAGAGGCUUAAACCCGGAGAUUACCGAUAUAAAAACGAGCACUGGCUG